Molecule: messenger RNA, 2565 nt
Organism: Cygnus olor (mute swan)
Lineage: Eukaryota; Metazoa; Chordata; Aves; Anseriformes; Anatidae
Exons: 3
Coding region: 1-2565 (854 amino acids)
Source: RefSeq, a predicted model, not a curated record
AUGUCCCUGCCAGCAGUAGAAGCUGACCCAGCAGAUCACAUGCAGGACAGAGGGCUUGACCACCCACAAGAGAAAAGGGGCUGGACCCUCGUCACAGCUUGCAGCAGAAGGAGACGUUUGCCCCCAACAUCCACGGUGCCACCAACCCCCAUGGUGUCCUUGGGAAAUAGAUUUGAGGCUCUUAGGCAGGAAAAGGAAGAGGUUGAGGGUCUGGACAGUAGUCCGAACCCGGGAAGCAACCUGGAGAAGCGUGUCAACACUGGGGGAAGUACUCGGUGUAGGGACUGGGACCAGACGGGGCGCUGCAUCACAACCAGUGCCACAAAAAAAGAACGGAGAGUCUUAGUGGCAGGCGACUCCUUGCUCAGGGGCACUGAGGCUCCCAUUUGUCGACCAGACAAUCUAUCCAGAGAGGUGUGCUGUCUUCCUGGGGCAUGUGUCAGAGACAUUAGGAAGGCUCUGCCACAACUCAUUAAACUGGAGGACUACUAUCCUCUUGUUGUCAUUCAGAUUGGAUCCAGGGAAGCUGCAACUAGAAAAAUGAGGUACAUUAAAAAGGACUUUGCAUCCCUGGGAAGGAUGUUGAAGGGAUCGGGGGUGCAGGUAGUGUUUUCCUCUGUCGUCCCGCUGGUGGCUGGGACCCAGAAAGAAGGAGGAGAACAGGACAGGGACGCGACGAGGAAGGCUAAAGCCCACCUAGAGAUGAGGCUUGCAAAAGAGGUAAAAGAUAAUAAGGGUUUUUUUAAGUAUGCAAACAGUAAAAGGAAGACUAGGGAUAAUGUAGGUCCCUUGCUGAACGAGGGGGGUGUCCUGGUAACGGGAGACGCUAAGAAGGUGGAGAUACUGAAUGCUUUCUUUGCUUCAGUCUUUCCUUCAAGGACUCCCCCCUGGGACUCCUCGACCCUAGUGGGGGGAGAAAGGGGCUGGGAAAUGGAGGGCUCCCCCGUGGUUGACCUGAGGGUAGUUGGUGAGCGCCUGAGUGGGCUCAACGCACACAAAUCCAUGGGUCCCAAUGGGAUGCAACCACGUGUGCUAAGGGAGUUGGCAAAGGUGAUCGCCGAACUGCUCUCUAUCAUCUUUGAAAGGUCCUGGAGAACAGGAGAGGUGCCUGAAGACUGGAGGAUAGCCAAUGUCACUCCGGUCUUCAAGAAGGGCAAGAAGGAGGAUCCGGGAAACUACAGCCCAGUCAGUCUCACCUCUGUCCCUGGAAAGGUGUUGGAACAGCUUGUUCUGGAUGUCAUCUCCAAGAAAUUGGAAGAGAAGAAGGUUAUGAGGAGUAGUCAGCAUGGAUUCACCAAGGGGAAGUCAUGCUCGACCAACCUCGUUGCCUUCUAUGAUGACAUCACCAGCUGGGUAGAUGAGGGGAGAGCAGUGGAUGUCAUCUACCUUGACUUUAGCAAGGCUUUCGAUACUGUCUUCCAUGAUAUUCUGCUAGCAAAGCUGAGAAAGUGUGGGAUAGAGGAGUGGACAGUAAGGUGGGUUGAGAACUGGCUGACUGGCCGAGCUCAGAGGGUGGUGAUCGGCGGCGCAGAGUCUGGCUGGAGACCUGUGACUAGCGGUGUUCCCCAGGGGUCGGUGCUGGGUCCGGUUUUGUUCAACAGCUUCAUCGACGACCUUGAUGAGGGAUUAGUGUCUGCCCUCAGCAAGUACGCCGAUGACACGAAGCUGGGAGGAGUGGCUGACACGCCAGAAGGCUGUGCUGCCAUUCAGCGAGACCUGGACAGGCUGGAGAGAUGGGCAGGAAGAAACCAAAUGAGGUUUAAUAAGAGCAAGUGUAGAGUCCUGCACCUGGGAAGGAACAACCGGAUGUAUCAGUACAGGCUGGGGGACGACCUGCUGGAGAGGAGCUCUGAGGAGAAGCACCUGGGGGUCCUGGUAGACGACAGGUUGACCAUGAGCCAGCAGUGUGCCCUGGUGGCCAAGAGGGCCAAUGGGAUCCUGGCGUGCAUUAAAAGGAGUGUGGCCAGCAGGUCAAGGGAGGUGAUCCUCCCCCUCUACUCUGCCCUGAGAAUAUACUCGUUGCUGGCCAAUGCCAAGGAGUGGACACACUUGAAAUUCAUUGAAGGUCAUGGUGACUGGGAGAGGUUACUGAGCUGGCAAGAAAGGAAAUGUCACUCAGGUCCUGAAGAAGGAGGAUCCGUUCUGAGGCAGUCACGUUCUGCAGCGGAUCUGGGGACCGUGGCAAGCAGGCGCUUUUCUGCAUCAAGUCCACUGCUGGAAGCCAAGGGAGCUGCCAGGACCCAGCAGCCCUUGCAAGGGUGGCUGACGAGCGGUGGGCGGAGCCAGAAGCCCCCACAUAUCCUACAAAGGCAGCUUCUUAGGGAGCACAAGCAACCAGGAGUGCAGGGACCAGGGCGGGCAAACAGGGUGUGGUGCGUCAGUUUGCAGGGCAGUUUGCGCAGCCAGGGUGAGCAGGGAGCCCUCCCCACUCAGGAGACUGGCUCACCUUCUGGCUACCACCCAGACAGCAAACCCAGCCAUGGUUACCACCAGGUGGCAAGCGCUCGCCAAAGCGUUCACCAAAAAGACUGUGGCAACCCAGACCAAGUGCCUGCCCAACGAUAA